CGUGAGCGCGGCCGCGCGGCGGGAUUGCCGGGCCGAGCGGCGGGCGCUCCAGUUCCGGGUCAGGCCUUCGCCCACCGGUCGGGGACUCCUCCACACCAUGGCGAGCGGUAGCGGCGCGGGCGCGGCGGCCUCGGCCAACCUGAACGCCGUGAGGGAGACCAUGGACGUUCUGCUUGAGAUUUCAAGAAUUUUGAAUACCGGUUUAGAUAUGGAAACGCUGUCUAUUUGUGUACGACUUUGUGAACAAGGAAUCAACCCGGAAGCCUUAUCAUCUGUUAUUAAGGAGCUUCGCAAGGGUACUGAGGCACUAAAGGCUGCUGAGAACACAAGCUGACUUCAGAGAAUUCCAGAUGAGAUAUGUCAAUCUUGGCAAGAAAAUAUGAAAAUUCCAUCGUAGUCAAGAUAUAAAAUGACAAUGCAGCAUGCUGCGUAGAAAAUGUUUUCUUUUUAAAAGAAUUGUAAAACUACAGCUGAGCAAGUCAGUGGGAAGUGGCUUGAGAGGGAACUAUCACGUGUGUUUACAUCACGUCUUGUUGCUAAUGCUGUCGCUUCUCUUCUCUAUGUGUUCCUUAUUUAUAGCUCUGCUAGCUGUGAGUCUCUCGACAGCAUCUAGCAGGUAUGAACAGCUGCUGGGCCUGGUGGAAGUUAGUGGGUCAUAUCAGAGUUGAUGCAUAAUAAUUAUGACUUGUUGACAUUUCCAUUAUAAACCUUAAUUUUGAAUUGUUUAAACAUAAAAACUGUGGCUGUAUAUUCCAUUGAGCUGCAAGUUGAUGGGAUUUGAGCUGCCAUAUGUGAAUUUUGCUUUUCUUGUUUCACAUCUCAAAAAUAGGAUCAAAGACAUGGCCUUUAAUCAUUUCCUUAACAGAAUAUUUAGUUUUUUUUACACAGUUUUUUGGCAGUUAAAGGUGAUUUAGUGGCAUAGCCCAUGCUCAUUUCCCCCCAUGCAGUCAGACCUGUUUUCCCAGGCUCCAAUUUUAUAGGAUCCUUUUCACAAACACACAAAAUGAAUUUAAAUAUAAGCAUAUGCUGUGCUUAUACAGUGAAGACCAAGACACCAUACUAAUAAAAAUGAGAGAUUAAUAUGUAGCUGAGUUUUAGUGUCGAGGCUCGCAUAGCUAAUUAGAGAAAGAGGCCCGUGGGGAUGAGAAUGUGUUGAGAGAAAAAAUAAAGAUUAUGAAUAAAUUUUAAGUCUCUUUUCCACAUAAAAAGAGCCCAUUGUUCUCAGUUGCCUCUGAUGGACCCAACGGGAAUAUCAGUGAUCUUUGUUCUUGUUGAACACGGAGAACCAUCAUGUAAAAGGAGCAAACAGCUGCUAAAUGAAAGCUGCUUUGGAAGUCUAGUGCUAGGACGUUGUGCGAGAGGAAGGGUGGCCAGGGAGAGCUCUCUGCACAGUUUCAUUUAAGCACUUGGAUAAACAUCGUCUCUACUUUCAUCUGCUUUACCUAAUAGAAAUGGGAAGAGUUUUGUCAAUCAAGUUAAGAAAGUAAGAAGAGGUAGGAAAGGAGAGACUUUGGCCUACACACAAAAGUGCUUUAAUGUCCUCCAGGUGGCUCAAGGCUGGGGUUCUACACAGAACUUGCACUAGGUUGUCAGUCAGGCCCACCUCUUAGGAAAAGCUGCUGUGGACCUAGCCAGGCAAGGCAACAACCAUUAGCAUGACUUCAGUAUAAAAAAAUUGACCUGUCACUUUGAUCAGUUUGGAAAGCUUUGAGAAUAUAUGUGGGUUUUUUUUGAAUUGGAUAUUUUAUUUACAUUUCAGAUGUUAUCCCCUUUCCUCAUUCCCCAUCCUUCCCAGGAACCCCCUAUCCUAUCCACCUUCCUCCUGCUUCUAUGAGGAUAUGCCCCCCUACUCCAACCUCUCCACCCUCGAAUUCCCCCACACUGGGCAUCCAGCCUUCACGGGACAAAGAAUCUCCUCUCGAACCUAUGCCUGACAAAGCCAUCCUCCCCUACAUAUACAGCUGGAGCAUUGGUUCCUUCCCUAUGUGCUCCCAGGCUGGUGGUUUAGACCCUGGGGAGCUCUGGUUGGUUGGUAUUGUUGCUCUCCUCAUGGGACCACCAACCCUUUCAGCUCCUUUAGUCUUCUCUCUCACUCCUCCAUUGGAAACCCCAUGAUCUGUUCAGUGGUUAGCUGUGAGCACCCAUCUCUGAAUAUGUCAGACUCUGGCAGACCUCUAAGGAGACAAAGACAGCUAUAUCAGGUUCCUGUCAGCAUGCACUUCCUGACAUCCACAUCAGCAUCUGCCUUUGGUGACAGCACAUGGGAUGGAUACCCAAGUGGACCGAUCUCUAGACGGCCCCUUCUUCAAUUUCUGUCUCACACUUUGUCUCCAUAUUUGCUCCCUUGAGUAUUUUGUUACUCCUUCUAAGAAGGACUGAAGCACCCAUACUUGGUCUUCCUUCUUCAUGAGCUUCAUGUGGUCUGUGAAUUGUAUCUUGGGUAUUGCAAGCUUCUGGGCUAAUAUCCACUUAUCAGUGAGUAAAUACCAUGUGUGUUCUUUUAUGAUUGGGUUACCUUAGGAUGAUAUUUUCUAGUUUCAUCCAUUUGCCUAAGAAUUUCUCGAAUUCAUUAUUUUUAAUAGCUGAGUAAUACUCCAUUGUAUAAAUGUACCACAUUUUUUUGUAUCCAUUCCUCUGUUGAAGGACAUCUGGGUUCUUUCUAGCUUCUGGCUAUUAUAAAUAAGGCUGCUAUGAACAUAUGUCCUUGUUAUAUGUUGGAGCAUCUUCUGGGGUAUAUGCAGGAGUGGUAUAGCUGGGUCCUCAGGUAAUGCUAUAUCCAAUUUUUUGAGGAACCGCCAGACUGAUCUCCAGAGUGGUUGCACCAUCUUGCAAUCCCACCAACGAUGGAGGAGUGUUCCUCUUUCUCCACAUCCUUGCCAGCAGGUUUUUAGCAGUUAACAUGGAUACCUACAUAGCCCAAGGUGGGAGAGUAUGUGGCCAAUAGUGCUGUCUCGUCUGGGAUUUCUCAAGUCCUGUCUCCUCUCUCAGUUUUUGUGUCAAGCUUUCCUGUUUCACUUAUGUGGCUCACAGCCAACAGUCCAUACUAGGAUGUUUCCCAUCAGACACUUCUUAGGAAAGGGCAUCUGAUUCUACUGAGCUCAACUCCUGAGCCAUCCAGGCUAUGAUCAGCCUGGCUCAUUAUCUGUGACUAAUACAAACUAGAUAGAGCACUAUUCUUAUCUUCAUACAAACUAGAUAGGUAGUCCUAUCUUCCCACUUCAGAUGUAAUCCUGUUGCUUUCUGUUUAGCCCACUUCAUGCAGUUCUUGUCUUGUACCACUCCUCACAGGCUAGCCAGGUAAAUAGAUUCUAGACAGAUACUGUGAGAAUAAAUUGUAAAAAUGAAAUUUUAGGUCUCAACAUGAAAGAUUCUUAGGUUCAGAGUUUUAAUUUACAUUCAAGUGUUAGCUGCCCCUGGGGUGCAUCCCAGGGACUUGAAAUAACAUUUCAAAAGAACAAAGGACCCAAGAUAGAGGCAAUAAAACACCUGGGUAAACCAAGAUACAGAUGUAAAUUGAGACUGAGAUACAGAUGUAAAUAGGGACAGAGAUUUGGGAAGGAAACUAAGCUUGAGAAUGGAUGUUAAAAUCAGCCUUUGUAGUUAUUAAGAGGUAAAACUGUCUUUAUGAGCCUUGUGAAUAUUGGUAUAUAAACGGCCUCAACUCUGAUUCAACAUUCUCUUUUGCCUGCAUACAAGAGAGUCCUGGUGCACCAGUAUCAAUAAACCUCAUGUUAUUACAACGA
Arvicanthis niloticus (Nile rat) is the source of this 3743-nucleotide messenger RNA. RefSeq names its product mitotic spindle organizing protein 1 (gene Mzt1). Lineage: Eukaryota; Metazoa; Chordata; Mammalia; Rodentia; Muridae. The record is from RefSeq and is a predicted model, not a curated record. Gene Ontology annotation, cellular component: gamma-tubulin ring complex; centrosome; spindle. Gene Ontology annotation, biological process: mitotic spindle assembly; microtubule nucleation by interphase microtubule organizing center; gamma-tubulin complex localization.